Molecule: messenger RNA, 2430 nt
Organism: Lachancea nothofagi CBS 11611
Lineage: Eukaryota; Fungi; Ascomycota; Saccharomycetes; Saccharomycetales; Saccharomycetaceae
Source: the annotation of a GenBank genome assembly
AUGAAUAUCAUCAAGAAAAUUAUGGAUUCUGGCGCGAAACCUGAACUUGUAUCCAUUCCGGCUGGGCAAUUUUUCUUGUUAAGGCCUAAAACUUCACCUAAGGCCACUCUCGAGUGUUUGUACAACGAGGCGACACUGGCUAUUCGAGAAAGUGGAACCCACAGGUUUGAGCUUGUAGUUCGGAAGGAAAUUGACGAUACAGAGCUGGCUUCAGGUGAUGGAACAGAAGACUUUGAAGAUGACGGGUUAAGUGUGCUAUCAGGACAAUCUAAAAAGGACGAGGAAUGGAGCUUUAAUCUGGACAAGUCGAUACAAUUUCACAAAUCGUGGAGUGAUCAAGGCGACAUGGCGUUUGUCUGGAAAAACACAAAGGGUGAUGCUGGUGAGAAAUUUGAAUUCGUUGUCAACUCCGAGAUUCCAUUUACAGAUGUGGGGCAUUUCUUGCAUACAGCCUAUCUGUGCGAAUACGAAUAUAAAUACAAAAAGUCUGCUAGUAAAGCGGUCCGUGAAGAUCUGAAACAGUUUGAAUUCUCGCAUGGAACAGAUGAAGAAGCUCUAGAUGACGAAGAGGAAGACACUGAAAGCACGCAACUACAAGAAAACAUAGGUGCGCUUACAUUGAAAGACAAUUUAGAUAGCGAAAGCGAAUCAGACAGCGAAUUGUUUGAAGAUGCUUCAGAUGCACCAAAUUCUCCCAGAAGUACCCGUCAUUCCUUGGCCCAACAGAACAACGAACAACUAAAGAAAGAUGGCAAGAUCGUGUUCAAAGAGCAGGCUAGCCUUUACAUUUAUGACCCAAGCGUGCAGAAGUUCAUUUUACAGGAUGAAAUGUGUGAAGUUUGCAUUUUAAACUAUGGGAAGUUCGAUUAUUGGCUAGCGGUCGAUAGUAAAUGCGUCAACCUAGCCGUUGAUGUUACCCCUCUCGUGAACCCUUUCCUUGAUAAUGUUUCUAAGAGCUUCAUUUUCAACUACACUCUCGAGAAGAUAACUCUUUCUUACAUGCUCGAAUUUAAGACGGAUAAGGCAUUUGCGACUUUCCAACAGGACUGGGCAAGAACCCUGUGGGAAGGUCUCAACCAGAGAAAGUGGAGUGAUAUCAGUAACAAGGAACAAAACUGCAUUAUUGACUCCGAUAAAGAUGUUGUCAAGGAACUAAGUCUGUUUUUGCAAGACGACGACGAUGACGACGACAGUCGCAGUGACCACAGUGACUCUUCAGAAGACGAAGGGGACGACGCCGGGGAGGAUGGGGAUGCUAACGAUUCUUUUGAUGAAGACGCUGUUGAAGAAAACUAUAAAAAUUCCACUGCGCUUGCCGGUAACAAGUCACUAACGGUGUCAUUCAAAAAUGAUCGUUCUUAUGUUGUAAGGGGUAACAAAAUUGGAGUCUUUAAGACUGACGACGAAAACAAUGAACUAAAUUUUGUCACUGCGAUAAAUGAAAUCUCGAAUAUGAAGGGCCAAGUUUUUGAGCCGGAGAAUCCCAUGCUAUACACUGAAGACCAGGCGAUGAUUAUUCAAAACAAGAAUGAUCCGAGCCGAAUCUAUAAAUUGAACCUCGAACGAGGAAAGGUUGUUGAGGAAUAUUCCGCGGGUGACAAAGACGUUUUGAGGUAUUCGAAUUCCAAGAAAUUUGACCAGCUCACAAACGAACAAACGUUUUUGGGCAUUUCAAAGAAGAGUAUUUUCCGACUAGAUCCGAGAAUAAGUGGUGCAAACAAACUAGUCUCAGAAGAAAACAAAGAUUAUGCUACAAACUACGGUUUCAGUUCGUUGGGUACGAGUCAAGACGGCUACGUAGCUAUUGGGUCUGAAAGAGGUGAGAUUAGACUUUUCGACAAGUUAGGUAUACGGGCCAAAACUCUUAUUCCCGCACUCGGGGAACCUGUUAAGCAUAUUUGCAUUUCUGCUGACGGUAAGUGGUUAUUAGCUACCUGUGACUCCUCUUUGCUGCUGGUCGACUUAACAAUCAAGGAAGGUAAGAACGCUGGGAACGUUGGAUUCGUCAAGUCAUUCUCAAAAGAUGAAAUGCCCAAGAUUCAUGUGCUUAAGGUUCAUCCAAAAACUGCAGCUUACAUGAAGACCUCCACCAACCAACCAAUAAAAUUUUCUAAAGCUUUCUUCAAUACAGGUUUGAAUCAAAAGGAGCAGACCAUAGUAACUUCUACCGGUCCUUUUGCUAUAACUUGGUCUCUUAAGAAAGUACUGCGGGGUGAUAAAAUGUCCUACCUUAUCAAGAAGUACAAUUCCUUAAUCAUGGAAGACAACUUCAGGUAUGGUUCCGAUAGAAACGUAAUAUUAGCCCUCAAAGACAACGUUAAGAUGGCAAAGAAGAAUAAGUUCAAAAACCCCUCCGCGGAGAUGAAGCAGCAAAGCAAUUGGAAUGAUUUUCUGGACCUUUCAGAUAAAGCUGCGAAAAGACGAAGCUAG